AUGGUUAAUACUGCUAUUAACUGGUCGAUUUCUCUCGGGCUAGGUAUUGCUGGAACGGUUGAAAGUGAAUUGUUGAAAAAGGGAGCGUCUGUAUUGGAAGGUUUUCGUGGUGGCUUAUAUGUCGGUAUGGGGCUUAGUGGUGCGGGAAUUAUCGUUGCACUUCUCUUUUGUCGUGUACCACUAGCGCCAGAAACAGCACCGAGCGAUAAUCGAAGAAAAUCAUCAGCAAUUAACACAGUCUCGAAAACAGCCGCAUCGGAUGUGAUUAUCGACACAGAAAGUAUCCAAGGUGAAGGACUUCAAGGGGAAUUUCCGAUUAUACAUCGUCUCUAA
Molecule: messenger RNA, 333 nt
Organism: Adineta ricciae
Lineage: Eukaryota; Metazoa; Rotifera; Eurotatoria; Adinetida; Adinetidae
Source: the annotation of a GenBank genome assembly